GCCAGGCUUCGAACUGGGCUGGGGGUUUGCUUCUUGGCUCUGCCUCACAGCAAGGGCCAGCCUCCUCCACCUGCCAGACGGGACCCUCAGGGGCUGCCGCUUUCCCGGGGAGGAUGGGACUGCCUAGGAGAGUAGGGGAUGCGGCAGAGCUGCGCAAGAGCCUGAAGCCGCUGCUGGAGAAGCGCCGGCGCGCGCGGAUCAACCAGAGCCUGAGCCAGCUCAAGGGCCUGGUCCUACCCCUGCUGGGCGCGGAGACGUCCAACUACUCGAAGCUGGAGAAGGCAGACAUCCUGGAAAUGACCGUGCGCUUCCUGCAGGAGCAGCCUGCGUCCUCCUGCCCCGCUGUAGGGGCUGAGCCCUUGGACAGCUACCUGGAGGGCUACCGCGCCUGUCUGGCGCGCCUCGCACGCGUACUGCCAGCCUGCACCAUCCUGGAGCCUGCGGUGAGCGCGCGCCUGUUGGAGCACCUGCGGCGGAGGACCGCCAGCACCACCUGUGACGGCUGGCGCGCUGGGGACUCAGUUGACGGGUCCUCACAGAUGCCACCACCUGCGCCGGCUCCUGUGCCCUCACCGCCUGUGCCUCCUGGCAGCCCUGGCCUCUGGAGGCCUUGGUAGCCCCCUGGCUGGUCCACACACUCUGCUGGUUAGCAGGAACCUGGACGGCCUACCUGACCAAGGAAGCUCUCGGGGGUGACUGCGGCUCUCUCACUGCCUUCGGAUACAGUCUAGCAACCACACCCAGGCAGAACCGGAUGCUGAGACUCUUGUGGGUGACUGAAGGCCUCAAGGACUCAGCUGGCCAGAUAAGGGAGCUGCUCUGCCUCACCCCAGGUUUGGAGUGUCUGGGCAGGAGGAGAAACACCAAGUGUCUGCAGCGUGAGGAAGAAACCCGGACCCAACUUGUAGAAGAGGUUCUGGUACUCGGCCAACCAAAGCUGCCUGGCAGCAGAUCAAGGUCUGGUCCUGGAGCUCACCUGGGCCAGGGGUAGCCACCUGCUCUGAUGGGUCACUGCCUUUCCAGCCACACCUGGAUGUACUUCCUGCCUGGCUGGGCCUGGGAACCUCCAGGCACACAGAGCAAAGACUUGGGGGGCUUUGACCACUCCCAAGGCUCUGCAGAACACUAGGACAGAGGAUAUGUAGGGCUAGGCAACUAUCUCCUGUGUUCCUAGGCUGCCCAAAGAUCUGUGCUGCCUGCUGUGGGAGCUUCGUUAUGUGGCCCUCCAAGUGCCAUUUCUCCCACACACCGGGCCAGGUGCUCUUGAGGUGUGAGGAAAGGGUGGGGAAGAAUUAGGCUGCCCUGUGGCCUCAAGGAAGUUCAUUACUUUGGAGGAUCUGAGCAGAGAUGGAGCCAGUGUUGAGCAUGGAAUGGCAGGAAUUCAGGAGAUAUCAACAGAUUAAGUAACAAGAACCGCCUUGUCUGGCUUUCUCCUGUAAACCACUCCCUGAACUCAGACAGACAGGGUUACUAGAAGCUACUUGUUCUGGAGCUAUUUCUUCCCCCCAUAGAAGCCAGGAGGCCUUCGAAGACUCUGGGAAGCUGGGAGAAUUUGUGAACCGCUGUGGGUUCAAGUCCCAUUGUUACCUGGGGCUUUGCUGAGUAUUGCAGGACGGUUAUGAUUUCUGCCUAGCACCCUGUACUGGGAACCAAUACAUUAAGCCCAAGAAGACAGAUUGAUCAGGGAAGGGACAGUCACUGAAUUAGCUCUGCCAUGCAAACGCAUGAUGAUCUGGGCACUGAUUUGAGUGGCAGGGGGUAGGGGAAGUUGGAGGCAUUAUUGAAGAAAGAAAAGCACAUCAGGCUCCCGGCCAGGCUGUGCUAGGCCCAGCUGACUAGACUGUAAGCCCCUGGAGGGCAGGGCUAGAACAGAAUGUACUUCCAUGUCCCUGAGAUACUGGGUACACAGUGGUGUCAAAAUGUUUAAUAAACAUGGUGGGUUAAUGAAGAGAUGAUGUAAUUAGCCCACAUAGUGCUGAACAUUGGA
This is a messenger RNA of Nannospalax galili (Upper Galilee mountains blind mole rat), 1987 nucleotides long. RefSeq names its product hes family bHLH transcription factor 2 (gene Hes2). NCBI's taxonomy places the organism in Eukaryota, Metazoa, Chordata, Mammalia, Rodentia, Spalacidae. The record is from RefSeq and is a predicted model, not a curated record. The transcript is spliced from 4 exons. Gene Ontology annotation, biological process: anterior/posterior pattern specification; regulation of neurogenesis; regulation of transcription by RNA polymerase II. Gene Ontology annotation, molecular function: protein dimerization activity; RNA polymerase II cis-regulatory region sequence-specific DNA binding; DNA-binding transcription factor activity, RNA polymerase II-specific. Bases 114 to 617 code for a protein of 167 amino acids. Gene Ontology annotation, cellular component: nucleus.